Messenger RNA from Cooperia oncophora, 348 nucleotides. NCBI's taxonomy places the organism in Eukaryota, Metazoa, Nematoda, Chromadorea, Rhabditida, Trichostrongylidae. The record is from the annotation of a GenBank genome assembly.
AGAGAAAAGGCCUCAUAUCUUCCCACCUUUCAGGCUAACAACCAUACCGCCACUUUUCACGACGAUGAACACGUUCAGAAACGCGAACAGUGGGAUAACAAAACACAAUUCUAUAUGGGAGUUGUGAGUUAUGCCGUUGGUCUGGGAAACGUAUGGAGGUUUCCUUAUCUAUGCCAGAAAAAUGGUGGAGGAGCAUUCUUGAUUCCAUAUGUAAUUAUGAUGGUACUACUUGGUUUGCCGUUAUUUUUAAUUGAAUUGGGUAUUGGACAGCGAUUACGAACUGGUCCAAUGGGUGUAUGGAAUGCAAUUCAUCCCUAUCUUGGAGGGACAUUACUCUAUUUCGAUUGA